This is a messenger RNA of Camelina sativa (false flax), 1642 nucleotides long. NCBI's taxonomy places the organism in Eukaryota, Viridiplantae, Streptophyta, Magnoliopsida, Brassicales, Brassicaceae. The record is from RefSeq and is a predicted model, not a curated record.
CUUGAAGAAUCGAUUCCUGAUUUUUUUUGGGAUUCUCUUAAAUUUGGGUUGGUAAAAAAAUAUGAGAUUGAUUCCUUCUAAUUUGAUUCAUCUUCUUCGACUAAAAUCAUGGCAAAAGAAAGAAAAUUAUCAGAGCUGGACAAUUAUUCUGUGGGCUCACUGUUCACUUUCUCUCUCAAGAACAAAGUUGUAGAUCUAGUUUUUAUUUUGCGUGAGUCCAAAACUUGUGGGUUGUUCUCUCCUUCUCUUCAACCUCCUCAGUCGCCGAUCUUCAACAGUGGGUGUGAAACAACAAUAGAGCGAGAUACAAUGGCGAUGAGCUUGAUGAACAGAGCAAUCUCAAGAACCGAAACCGUCGGUGCUUUCAGACUCUCGUUUAAUCUCCUUAGGAAUUUCUCUGCGUCGCCGGCGGCAUCUCCUCCAUCGAGUGAAAACCCUAGCUCCGAUGCGAAUAAACCUAAAAGAAGAAAGAAGAAGAACUUAAUCGAAGUCGCUCAGUUAUUACCUAACUGGGGAAUCGGGUACCAUAUGGCUAAAGCUGACUGGAACAGAAUCUCUUAUGAAAUCAGUAAGAUCAAUCUCUACCAGUAUGGUAGACAUGGAAAAGCUUGGGGGAUUGUUCACAAAGAUGGUAAAAUAUCUUGGGGAGGAUGGGCCAAAUACACCUCUUAUUGGAGCUACUACUGUGUGCUCUCCUUGGGAUCUUUUGAACUUCUCAGGACUUUCCCACCUCAACAUCAAGAUGCAAAGAGCAAAGUAGUGUGCACAGAUUAGCUUUGCUUGUAUGAGACAUGCUCAGGGGAUUCACAAUGUUGAUGGGGAAAAGAACUAUAAGGCCUACAUGUCUCAUGAGUACUUCGAUGCAGAGUUGACCCAACUUGGCUGGAAACAGGUAGAUGGUUUGUGUAAGCAUAUUCAUUCCAGUGGACUUCACAAGAAGAUUGAACUGGUCAGAUCGUCUCCACUGAUGAGGUGUAUUUGUGAUUACAGAGGUCUUCUGCUAAUUUGUCUACUUGGUUAGGAAGGCUAACAGAGUUAUUGGUUGCCAGUGUGUUCUUAGACUAACAGAUUGUGCUUCCAUUUAUUUGUGUCAUUAUAUUAUAAAAUGAAAUUUGAGCAGAAAACUUUAUUUACAUUAACAUUUGAAGAUUUUAAAAUUGUUAACGAUGUUAUGUUUUGUAUGUAGAACAUUGUAAACUGCUGUUGGUGUUUUUGGUGGAGAGGGAUACACAUAUAUGAGUGAUGUACUACCUCUAAUGGUAGCAAAUGCAGGAAACAACAUCCGUGCAGCUAUAUCGAGUUUAAAUUGCCCACCAAUUAUUACAGAGGAGUCCUGCAGAGAACAUUUGGUAUGCUUUUUUUCUACAGAGAACCCCAAUUAUUACAGAGGAGUCCUACAGAGGAGUCAUGCCUAGUUUAUCCAACCACAAUUGGCCUUCCUUAGUGUCACCUCUGCACAACUUCACAAUACCGUAAAGGUAAAUACCGUUUGCAUAAUUACCUUAUGCUGCCUUUUUCAAGUGUUAACCCUUCUUCUGUGUUGUUGUUGUGAAACUACUCCUGGAUUCUUUUGAUGUAAUGUGCCUCCACAUUUUCACUUGCAAUACAUUUUUCCAUUAAAUCUUGGUACUUUCUUAUUGCU